Molecule: messenger RNA, 3573 nt
Organism: Labrus mixtus (cuckoo wrasse)
Lineage: Eukaryota; Metazoa; Chordata; Actinopteri; Labriformes; Labridae
Product: S100P-binding protein-like
Exons: 6
Coding region: 78-1775 (565 amino acids)
Cellular component (GO): nucleus; cytosol
Molecular function (GO): calcium-dependent protein binding
Source: RefSeq, a predicted model, not a curated record
AGGAUCUGGGCCUUUGGGGUUUUUGAAUUUCCAUUUGAAGAGGUGGUGGACCUUGCACCUUUACAGUUCAUGCAGACAUGGAAGAAAAAGACAACAAGAAGAACUCAAUUUUCAAUAGGCUCAGUCCUGCAACAUGUGAACACUUGAAACCUCUUUCUGUGUAUUCAAUGAUGAUUUCUUGUGAGCAAAAGGCUAAUCUGCAUCCAAUAGCAAAGUUUUCCAAUCCAUUCAUCAAUUUCAAAAUUGAGGUAUUGAAUAAUUGUCCGAAAAAACGGAAAGUCGAUGAUUCUGUUCCUGACAGCGGUUAUGAGACUCCGGCAAAAAGGGCAUUCAGUCCAAAGGAUUUGUCUCCUGACCUCGGAUGUUUCAUGGACUUUAACACACCCCCUGCAAGACAGGAUUCUUUGUCCCCUUUUGCCACUUCUAAGCCUGCAUUGCUAGAUAGGACCCAAUCCGUUAGUAGUGAAAGAAAAGAAACUGUGAGCUCUCAGCUACAUGUGGAAUGUGGAUCCUCAAUAGAGCCAUGGAGUAGUGAGGUGUCUGUACCACAUGGUUUAAAAAGUGAGGAAGUGCUCUUAAAUCCUGCACCUGACUUUGACUGUGAUGUUGAUGACAUCUUGUGCCUAAAUCCCUUUGGUACUUCUAGUUCUGGGCGAAAUUGUGAGAAAGUUGAGAGCUGCAAAUUUGCAGGUAGAUUCACAUUUGAAAAAAAGCCAGUCUUAAACCCCUCUGUGGUACACAGUCAAAACAUGGAAAGAGGAGAUUGGCAGGUGGAGGAAGACAAAGAGGAGCAUAUUAAAAACAUGGUUCUGAAUGUUAAAGAUGUAGAAGAGGACAAGGGUUAUUCCUCUGUGUCCUUCAUAAAGGACCACGAAAUGGGGAAGAACCUCUCUCAACUGCCAUUGGCAACAUCUAGCCAUCCGAUCAGGGUGGAUACUGUUAAGCAACCAGAGGAUGAGAUCCAGCCUGGAAGUUCACCUGAGCAGGGUUCUCAAAAACAAGCUGCACUAUCUGGACAGGUUAUUUCCUUCACAGCAAAGGAUUUGUGUCCAGUUGUGUAUGGGUCACAGUUAGAGUCUAUGCACUCUCCUGUAGAGACUUUGGAAGGAGAUGUUGAAGAUUUCUGGAAUAUUGGUCCUCCCAGAUUUGAGUCAUCUCUAUGUCAGAAAGUCUCAGAGAAGUUGGAUGAUGGUGUUGAGCAGGUGUCAGAGAAUUUGCAGCGAGAUGUUACAGAGACAAUCCAUGAACGCCAGGCUCCACUAAGUAUAGAGGAGACCACAUUGGACACCAGUUAUGAAACCACCUUACCCCUAGUAAAGGUUAAAUCAGUUGUGGUUGCUGCCAUUCAUCCCACCUCCAACGGCAAACUAGCAUCCCGUCCUGAGCUGAACAGGAACAGAGGUUUUCAACCUACAAGAUGUAUCAAUAGUGCCAGGAAUCUAAGGCCGGUGAUCUCAAAAAGGGAGGUGGACUGGGAGCAUGAAAAACAGUUAUAUAUCCAUUCUGUGACCAGACACAUGAAUGAGAAACCACAUGGAGGUCCAGAUGUAGUGAUGGAACUGCAGAACCUGAUGACACAUGUAGCUGACCAGACUCCAGGCAACUAUGGAAGACAGUGGCAGCAUCCCUCGGAUCUCACACACAGAAACUACAAACAACGCUUCGGAAAUGGGAUGUCAAAAAUGCCCCUUAAUCAAUGGCAGGCAAAGAACUGUCCAAGACACAAGCGCUUCAACAAGGUCCCGAAAAUCUUUGAAAGGAGUCCGUUUCCCUAAAUAAGGAGUUUUGGGAAGGCUUCCCCGCACUUACAGUUCUUACCUUAAAAAAGAUUUAAAAGCUGGACUGUUCAGGAACUAACUGAAAAAAAAUUAAUAUUCUAUUGGUUAAAAGGUGUUUUUGUUUUAAUAUUUGUACUGAAUUCGUAGUUUGUGUUUGUUUUCCUAUGUACAUAAAUGCAUGUCCCUGUAUGUUAAAGUUACUGCAUGUUUUAAGUGUUUGGAUGUUUUGAGAAUGGUGUAUAGGUGUCUUGCCUUUUUACUGUAUUUCAUACGGUCGGUUUUAUUGACAAUUUAAGUUAUUUUGUUAUUGUGCUGCCUGCAGUAUUGUAUUUUCUAUGGUGCAAAGGUAAAACUUGCACUGACCUGUUUGGUACCUGCUUCAUCUCUGUGCGCUUUAUUCUGGGUCUAUAAAGCAGCAUUUAAGUGAUGUGCACAAGAAGAGUCGACAGAAGUAACCCUAGAGAACCCACGCACAUCGAACUUAAUCAGCAUGUGUCCAGUCCUUUAAAUAAUGCACACUUUUUAAGUAAUCCUGUCUGUACAGAUAGUGGGUAAGCCUGGCCAGCCAUCCAGAAGGCAGUUGUGUGGGUGUCAGUGAAGGCCUCGUGUCACAUGCUGUGCGAAUGUAAGGCACGUGUAUAGCUGAGCAACCACAGCACUUCUCUUUACCUUCAAACAAUGGUUCCCCCUCCAGAGUUGAGAGCAGGGUAGCAGCAAAGAGGAUGCUUCACAGUUCACAGUGCACCAUUUAAAAACAAAGCACUUUAAAGGCCAUUGCAUGUCAGCUUGCAUAAAAAGUAUAAUAUGAGACUUCCAUCAGAUCCAAGUUAUUUGUUUUGUUUUUCAAGGUAGGUCUCAUUGAGUUCUGAGAUAUUACAGAUUCGGGCACAUAUUGCUAACUUGACAGUAAAUAAUGUGGCCUGAAACCAUGUUGCUUGGCUGAGUUUUUGGAGUUUGGUUUUCUUUCUCCAUUCUUGCCUAUUAACAGUAGGAUGGCCACAAACCAACAGUUGAAGUUGAAAGUUUGAGUUUUACGUGCCUGUUGACCUGGUUUCUGUUAGUUGUUUGAUGGUUUGACAUCACUUCAGAUACAUGUGCUCAAUUAAGAUGAAAAGCAGAGUUUUGUGGAAAAUAUGUCAUUUUAUUUUACGCAUACACAAGUAAGCAUACACCAUAUUCUUCAUUAUUGAAGUUGUGUAACCUUGUGCAUAAUAGAUAAACCAUGCUAGCCCUCAUAAAGCAAUGACUAAAGUACACUUCAUACAAGGAAUAUAAACAUGAGCACUAAUAAAGCAGUUGAUUUUCUAAACCAUGCUUCUUUGUUAUCUCAUUUUUAUUCUGUAUUUAGAGAAACCACAAUGAAGAAGGCUGUCUUUGUUAUAUCAAUGGCAUGAUUAAGUACUCUUACAAAAUAGGGCCUCCACAAUGUGCAAGUUGUUUUUUUUACUGCCCAGUUUCUCAUCACAAUAUGGUCCAUUGCUGCUACCAACAUACAGUAUUUUUAGGCAUUGUAUCACACGUACAGUAGUGUGAGAAUUGAUCGUAGGCCUCUGGUACUGAAAUAAAUCCUAAGUGAGUUAUGAAAAAGGUUUUCCAUCACAGGGCUCAAGUGGAAUGUUGAAUUCAAACAGCCAUCACCAUAAGUUGCAUGUUAUUAAGAAGAAAGUUAUUUGUCUUGCUUCUUCAUGUGUCUAUUAAACUAGCUUUAACCAGAAAUACCAACCGAGACUUGAUAUUCCGUGAACAACAUGAAUCCAAAUCGGCUUGUUUCUUACACAAGUUCCAUGUGUGAUUG